AUGCUCGACGCUUUCGAGAUCCUAACGACGUCCGGGGUCGUCUUGUGGUCGCGAUCCUCGUCCAAAAUCGGGCCAACCGCGGUCAACAGUCUGAUCAACGAUGUCUUUAUCGAAGAGAAGGUCCGUCCCACAGCGACGAACUCGGGCAAACCCACAUACAAGUACGACAAAUACACCCUCAAGUACACUCUGGUCAAAGACUUGGGACUCAUAUUUGUCGCGGUCUACCAGUCUCUGCUUCACCUCACCUGGGUUGACAAAUUGCUCGACGAUGUGCGGACUAUCUUUGUCGAAGUCUACCGUGGUCAGCUGGAGGAACUAGACUACGCUGCCCUGAAGUAUCCUUUCGACAAGUAUUUUGACGAGGAGUUACGUAGACUGGAUCAGAAUACUGGUGGCGCAGUCACCACACAGCCAACCCAGGUCGCCACGGCGCAGGAGGACAAGAAAUUAAGUGCUGAAGAGGCAGACACUGGAGGGCCACCACCACCGGAAAUACCUUCGCUGGUCAAGGCGCAGCCAAAAGCUGUGCCAGUGGUGAACGGAGAUUCCGCCCGGGAGACACCUGUUCAAUCACCUGAAACCUCUCGUCCGUCAACACCUAUCCCAGGCAUCGCGCCACAUCUGUUGACAGAGAACAAGAGACCGGGAAGUCGUGGUUCCAGGAGACAAAGAAAGGCCGCCAAUGCUGCUGCGUCUCCAGGCGUCUCUAGUGGGGACGAAGCUAGGAGACCCAAAACAUCCAAGGGGACCGCAAAGAAGGGUCGUGUCUGGGGUCCUGACGGAAUCGCAGACGACGCCGAUGAUACCAAGCUCGAUUACUCGAACACCGGCGAUGAUGUCGACGAUAAGGGGGUAGCAUCUCCGCCACCGGAAGAAAUAGCUCAAGAGAGUUGGGGCACGAAGAACAAACAGGGUCAAUUCGUCCUCAAAGACCUGGGUGACGAAGUCAACAAUAUCCUGAAAUCUGCAGAUCUGAACAAGCCUGCCACCAACGGAGCCGGAAAGUCGACCUUUGGAGCCAUUUCGGGCUAUUUCAGAAAUAUUGUCGGCGGCAAAACCUUGACAAAGGAAGACCUUGACAAACCCUUGAAAGCCAUGGAAGAACAUCUGAUCAACAAGAACGUCGCACGCGAUGCGGCCAUCCGAUUGUGCCAGGGAGUCGAAGCUGAAAUGCUGGGCAAGAAGACAGGCGCCUUCGAAUCCAUUGAUGCGGCAUUGAGACCUGCACUAGAGAACUCGCUGCGACGGAUCCUUACGCCUAGAUCAUCUUUAGACCUGCUGCAGCAAAUCGAGACUGUGGCAAAUCCCACCGGCGCGAAGGCUCAACCCCGGCCAUUCGUGAUCACCAUUCUGGGUGUCAAUGGGGUCGGAAAAUCCACCAAUCUCUCCAAGCUUUGCUACUUCCUCCUUCAGAACAAUUAUCGCGUUCUGAUUGCAGCAGGAGACACCUUCAGAUCUGGCGCCGUGGAGCAGCUGAACGUCCAUGUACGCAACUUGAAGGAACUCACCGCCCGCGAACGCCUUGGCGCAGUUAGUAUCUACGAGAAAGGCUAUGGAAAGGACGCGGCAAACGUGGCUCGAGAUGCGGUGGCGUUCGCCAAGGAGAACGACUACCAGGUCGUGCUCGUGGACACGGCCGGGCGAGCCCAUACGAACACCCAACUCAUGGCUGCGCUGGAAAAGCUCGUCGACUUCGCGAAGCCGGAUCUGAUCUUGCAGGUCGCCGAGGCCUUGGUCGGGAACGAUUCGGUAGGCCAGGCCCAGAACUUCACCAAAGCAUUGGGCAAAGGCCGCAAGCUCGACGGGUUCAUCGUCUCAAAGGUGGACACUGUGGGCUCGGGCAUCGGAACAAUGAUCUCCCUCGUGCACGCCACGUCGGUGCCUGUCCAAUUUAUUGGCGUGGGUCAGCAUUAUGGCGAUUUGAGGCAGUUGUCCGUUCCAUGGGCGGUGAAUAUGCUGAUGAGUUAA
Messenger RNA from Cladophialophora yegresii CBS 114405, 1971 nucleotides. RefSeq names its product fused signal recognition particle receptor. Gene Ontology annotation, molecular function: GTPase activity; signal recognition particle binding; GTP binding. The record is from RefSeq and is a predicted model, not a curated record. NCBI's taxonomy places the organism in Eukaryota, Fungi, Ascomycota, Eurotiomycetes, Chaetothyriales, Herpotrichiellaceae. Gene Ontology annotation, cellular component: endoplasmic reticulum membrane; signal recognition particle receptor complex. The transcript has a single exon. The coding region runs from base 1 to 1971 and encodes 656 amino acids. Gene Ontology annotation, biological process: SRP-dependent cotranslational protein targeting to membrane.